Messenger RNA from Panicum hallii, 1842 nucleotides. Its product is annotated as putative ankyrin repeat protein RF_0381. The record is from RefSeq and is a predicted model, not a curated record. The coding region runs from base 144 to 1451 and encodes 435 amino acids. Lineage: Eukaryota; Viridiplantae; Streptophyta; Magnoliopsida; Poales; Poaceae. The transcript has 12 exons. Gene Ontology annotation, molecular function: protein binding.
CCCCACCGCGGCGCGGCGCAGGCUGCGUGUGCUCCCUUCUCCUUCCUCCGGAAGCUUCCUUCUCCCUCUUCUUCACGGGACAGGCGUAGCGAGAGGGGGGAGCGAGAGAUAGAGAGGUCGACGCGCCGGGGACGAGGCGAGCCAUGGAGGCGCCCUUCAUCUACCGCCGCCCCCGCGGCAGCGGCUCCACUGAGGACGCGGCCAUCAUGGCUGCCGUGGAUGGCGACCUCGGCCGGCUCAAAGGCAUUGUAGAGAGUCUUGGCAAAGGAAAUGGCGACCGAGCUGCCGUUUUUUCUCUCAAAAAGGGUGGCGUUGGGGUGCUGCACUGCGCCGCUUGUACGGGCCAUCUGGAGGUUUGCAAAUACUUGGUGGAGGAACUUGGGGGGGAUGCAAAUAUGAAAGCAGCUGAAGGUGUGACACCAUUUAUGACCGCUGCUCAGUCUGGUGAUGUUUCUACUGUGAAGUAUCUUCUUGAUCGUGGUGGUGAUCUAAUGAAAGCAGAUGAGAAAGGACGCACAGUUCUACAUCAUGCUGCAUGCACUGGAAGUACUAAGGUAACAGAGUUCCUGCUUUCAAAAGGAAUACCUGUUGACAUAGACUAUGGCCAUGGGACUGCACUCCAUCAGGCUGCUAUCAAUGAGCAGGAUAAGACAGUGAAGAUUUUAUUGGAUCACCACGCAAAUCCGAACACAACCUUUAGUGGCGUCGGCACUCCACUCGUGGGUGCUCUUCUUUACCAUUCAUUGAAGUGCAUGAAGCUGCUAAUUAAGGCUGGUGCCGAUGUCAAUGGCAAAGGCAAUUUGGCAUCUCCUCUAGUAAUUGCUACGAUGCGGGGAGGUUAUACGGAUGAAGUUCGGUUACUCUUAAAGGCUGGAGCAGAUCCUAAUAUUCCAGAUGAUUUGGGUAGAUUGCCAGUGGAGCUUGCUGCAUUAAAUGAUUGCAUGGAAGAAGUUGAAAUGCUGUUUCCCUUGACUUCACCAAUCCUAGGUGUUCCAAAUUGGAGUGUUGAUGGAGUAAUCUCUCAUGCAAAAUUGGAAUGUGAAAAGCCAUUGGAGGAACAUCACAUUGCAAGAAGGAAAGCUAUGUUCAAGUCACAGGCAAGUAAGGCAUUCAAGCUGAAGAAUUAUGCUUUGGCAUCAAAAUUGUAUGGGUUGGCCAUAGAUCAUGCACCAGAUGCAACGCUAUAUUCAAACAGGAGCCUUUGUCGACUGCAAAUGGGUGAUGGCGAAGGUGCACUAUCAGAUGCUUACAAGUGCAGGAUGAUGCGACCUGACUGGGCUAAAGGUUGCUAUCGUCAGGGUGCAGCUCACAUGUUACUCGGGGAGCACAAGCAAGCCCAUAACGCUCUUCUGGAUGCGCAGAAGUUGGAUCCUGGAAAUGAAGAGAUUGAGAGAGAACUACGGAAGGCUAUGGAACUAAUGAAGGUCCCUCCCGAUGAAGAUGAGCAGUGAAGCGUGGCUGUCUGACUACGAGCAGCAUGUGGUGGUCAGAGAAGAAUAGUGAUCAAAGUCCUAGUGAUUAUGCUUAGUUAGGGAGAAAUUGUCAGGUGUCUAACGAAUUGCAAGGGGAAGCACGAGACGAUGUGUUCUGCUCGCUGCAACUGAAACAGUGUGCAAGUCUGGAAAGUUUGGAGGGCGUUUCUUCAGCUGGAGAGUUUAGGACUGGGCGUCGAUAGAUGCUGCGACAAAAUUUGAGAAGAAAUUUCUGCGAACUGAACAUUUUGCUGUGCCGUGGAAAUCUAAGACGGACAUGCAGCGUACAAAGAUAUGCUUGGUGUGAAAUUGCCUGUUCGAUUGGCGCACGGUGUUUCUGUUGUUCUGAUCGAUUUGCACUGACCGAGCA